Messenger RNA from Lineus longissimus, 4102 nucleotides. RefSeq names its product high affinity cGMP-specific 3',5'-cyclic phosphodiesterase 9A-like. NCBI's taxonomy places the organism in Eukaryota, Metazoa, Nemertea, Pilidiophora, Heteronemertea, Lineidae. Bases 400 to 2067 code for a protein of 555 amino acids. The record is from RefSeq and is a predicted model, not a curated record. Gene Ontology annotation, biological process: cGMP catabolic process; signal transduction. Gene Ontology annotation, molecular function: 3',5'-cyclic-GMP phosphodiesterase activity. The transcript is spliced from 21 exons.
UGCGAUCACACCUGGUGGGUUGAUUUGAUGUCAUACGUUGCCAUGGAAAUAAGCAAAACAAAGAAACAGAGAUCUAGAACGCGCAGAGUCGAGCUUAGAAGGUGGUGAGAGCGAAGGCAGUGAGAUUUCGGUGAAGAAUCAGACAAAAGUCUCACAGAAUUUCCCGUUUUUCAUCAUUUUUCGCUUCGUACAAUAUCAGGAUAGAUCAUUAUAUCAGCGGGCUGUAUAUUCAUCAUGAUUAGAUGUACUCCGAAUUCACGGACUAACUAACGGCGUCUUCAGUAGCUGUUCAACCGAUCAUCAAUCACAGCGACGAAACGAAGAUGUGCUGAUUUUUCAAAUCGAGACCUCGAUCAUUUUUGAAUAUUUUGUGGAUAACGCGUGACUUUUAAGACCAGAAUGGGUAACGGAACGUCCUUUGAGAACACUAAGACAAUCUAUCUCGAUGUCAAUGGGAAGUCCGAGAAGAUUGCCUUCAGCAACUACUGCGGAUCUCGUGACAUAAGCGACCUUAUUGCGCAUGUGGCAGGAUGCAGCAGAUUUUCCGCAAUAACUUUGAAGAACUCGGAUGGCGCCCUGGUAACGCUGGCACCGACCAUGCCCAAAAAUACACAAUCGUCACCAUAUAAGGUGAUUGUGAAGGACGAUAGACAGUUCUUUGGAGAUAAUGAAGUAUUUACAAGCGUUGUCAACCAAGUUGCAGAACAGUUUAACAGGUUGAGGGGACCAGGCGAUAGGUCGUCGAAGGUGGAUGAGAUGAAGGUUGAGAUCAGUGCCCGGUUGGCCGCUCUGGAGAAACGGCUCGAGAGCCGCCGGAAGAAGCUCCAAAUGGUACCGGUCAUCAGGGCGAGGGGAGAAGGUUUGAAAUCAAUCGAGUUCGACAAGUGCAAGCGAGACAUCUCUGACAUCAAGGACCAGAUGUACCAAGCACAACGAAAGUUUAUCAACUUCAACAAUCGCAUCAGCGACGGCUCGCUCGAAGAAGAGGAAGCCAAGAAAGGAAAGUUACUUAAACGAAUUCCAGAUUACCAAAAGUACACAUUAUCUCCGGAAACUAUCGAUUACCUCAAGAAGCCGACCUUUGACAUAUGGCAUUGGGAGCCAAAUGAGAUGUUAAGCCUGCUGGAACACAUGUAUCACGAGCUUGGUCUCGUCAACGAAUUCAGCAUCAAUCCCAUCACACUAAAACGAUGGCUGCUCUGCGUGCAAGAAAACUACCGCAACAAUCCCUUCCACAACUUCCGUCACUGUUUCUGCGUCUCCCAAAUGAUGUACGGCAUGAUUCAUCUCUGUGAACUCUGGGAGAAAAUGACGAGGGAAGAUCUUGGUGUCCUCCUUACGGCCGCCGUCUGCCACGAUUUAGAUCAUCCCGGCUACAAUAACACGUACCAGAUCAACGCGCGCACAGACUUGGCAAUCCGGUACAAUGACAUAUCACCGCUGGAGAAUCACCAUUGUGCAGUCGCCUUCCAAAUACUACGCAACCCAGAAUGCAAUAUUUUCGGAAAUGUUGAUAAUGAAACUUUCAAGAGAAUUCGAUCGGGUAUGACUAUGUUGAUAUUGGCCACUGAUAUGGCCCGCCAUAGUGAAAUAAUGGAAUGCUUCAAGACCAAGCUUUCUGAAGGCUUCGACUUUCCUAUGAAGGAUCACGUGGAUACGCUGAAGAUGGUCCUAAUCAAGUGUUGUGAUAUCUCUAACGAGGUGCGCCCCAUGGAGGUCUCGGAGCCCUGGGUCGACUGUCUUCUCGAAGAGUACUUCAAUCAGUCAGAUCGCGAGAAGUUGGAGGGUCUUCCGGUCGCCCCGUUCAUGGACAGAGACAAGGUGACCAAGCCAACAGCACAGAUCGGAUUCGUCAAGUUCGUCCUCGUUCCUAUGUUUGAGACAGUCGCGAAGCUCUUCCCACAACUGGGGGACACCAUGGUGAAACAAUUGAAGGAUGCACAGGCUCGUUACGAAGAGAUGAAGAUAGUCGAGGACAAAGAAAAGGAAAAAGUCAAAGAGAUCGAUCUGGUAGGAAAAGUUAACAGAGGAAAAAUAACGAAAUCAUCAUUUCAGAUCGAGAAUUAAAGGUCAUUCGCAUCAGGCGACAUAUUGCUGCUUUGGUUCCAUAAACGAAACAAAUAGUUCUUUCGCAAAGACAUUGCAUUUGGUGGCGCAGCAGUAGAGGAGACCGCCGGCCUGACAGUAUAGAGACGCUACAUGUUCUGAUAAGAGACCUUUACAGUACGGUAUGGCGCUGCUGAUCGGGUGCAUAUGAAUACGAAAUGAAAUAUUCCCGUGGGGUCUCUAUCUCUAACUCACAUACCACGAGAGGAUACGAAAUGCGAGCACAUUCUCCCGGGCUUGUCCGUAAUCUGCAUCGAUUCAUUAACAUGUAGCCAUGGACAGUAUCCAACAGUAGGCCUGGCUGAACAGAUUCUGUUAACUUUAAAGAUACAGACUGUGCUCUGAUGAACACUUGAUUUCUAAGUAUUGCGACAAUACCGUAACAUAUUGCCCGUAUGCACCGAAGCAUCGCCUAUACAUGUACUGAUAACUCUGAUAAAGAAAUGACACCACCUUAACUUCCAAGAUAAAUGUAGAGAAGAAAUCCAGCUGAAGAUUAUGCAAUGUAUGUCACAAUCUUCCUUCAAAGUAAGACAGCUUACUAUACAUAGGCGGAUGAUACUCUGGCUUGCCGUCUCGUUCCUGCAUCGCUUUCGUCGUCACGUUCUCGACUGACUAUCUGCGCAGGAGGAUCCGCUACAGUUUUUGUUGCCGUCACGGUGCCGUUACCGCCAUGCUAUCGUCAAGCUAUCAUCGCGCUCCGGUCAAAAUACCUGUUGCGGAUUUGCAAGAUCUUUGGCGGGGUUCAGCAAUCUUCAGCGACUUGCAUUCCAGCGGACAUGCAGUCUUUCAAAUCAUGCUUGUAGCAUGAUCUUCAUCAAGAUGUAUGUACAUGUCUUUUUGCACAAGUGUUGUCCUGAACCCGCUGUUACAUUUCCUGCUGCCAUACGAUCACGUGAUCAUGGUUUGCCCAGGCAGUACAGACAGGCACAGACCCUCAAUCAAGCUGCUUCAUGUCAUCUUGCCUAAAGCACGGUUUCAUCAAUCUGUGUCUCUACUGUUCCUCCGAGGCUGCCCAUUCGCCAUCCUUUUGAUACUUUCUUCUUGUUAGGGGAGGGACGAGUCCACUGCGUUUUAAGUGUACGUUUCUGACCAUCAUAACUUUAUCCACAUAAUUAAGUGGGUCGAUGAACCUGUGAAUUGGGCAAAAGGCAAAACUAUGGAGCUUUGCCUGACUGGUGUACGAUCUCAAUUUAGUUGUCAAGAAGCCGCCCUCGUUUGGCUUGAUAAAUUGUCCAUUUUUUUUCCCAAGUACAGUGCACACCGUAAAAUGGCAGCUCUGUCAAACUGUGUAUUGUUAUGUAGUAUCCAAUCAGUGUCCCGUCCAUAAUGUAGUCACGUGAUAUAUGACGUAUAAUCAUCAUCACCAUCAACCACCCCAUCGUAUCAAGCAGUGGUUUGUCCUAAAACAAAAAUAUUUGUUGGAAAAAUAGUUCGUCGUGUCGAAACGAUCUUUUCAUCUGACGAAAAGACCCCCAAAAAACCUUGUUACUUUGCAGAUUAGUACUACGGGCUCCCAGUCCCCACUUGGGGUUGGAUCCAUUCUGAUUUCACGCCAAAUUAUCAACGAAACAACGAAAUACAUUUGCAAAAGUCCUAACCGAUGUUCUGUCGUUGGUGUCUCUAGCGAUGCAUCGUCUGCUCAAAACUCUCAUGGCCAAUAUGCUACCUUCAGGAGCACAGUUAAGAUGCUCCCUUUAUGAGGGUAGAUUAGUAUCAGUUAAUAUGCUCCCUUAUAUACAACGGCUUGAGUUUGGGACCCUAUUAGACGAUGCAUGGCUGGAGAGACCCAUCGCAGAACACUGUGUGUACUGUUACUCCAACAUCACAAUGUAAGGGCAACCCAGAGGUAAAAUACUACGCGCUUGCACUGGCAAGGCAUUUCUGAUUCGAGUUCGAGGCGUUAUCCCAAAAGCAGAUUUGUUUUGUAAAAAAAACGAAAUUUUCUAAAAUGCAUUUACCUGAUAGUUGUAUGUAAAUAACCGAAAAUAAUAAA